Racocetra persica is the source of this 431-nucleotide messenger RNA. The record is from the annotation of a GenBank genome assembly. Lineage: Eukaryota; Fungi; Glomeromycota; Glomeromycetes; Diversisporales; Gigasporaceae.
CCAUUUCAAAACAAGAUUCACGUACCUCCAAGAAAGAUACUGCGUCUACAAGCAAAAAAGCACUCACGUCCUCAAAUAAAAAAAAUACGCCUACAGUCAAGAAUAACAGAACUCAUAAUGAUCAGAACAAAAUUAACAAGAGGCAUGAACUUGAAAACAAUUUUAAUAAAGUACUUAUGAGCAGCAAUGCUGAAGACUCUCAAAUGCAACACUCAAAUUCUCGGUCAUUGAGCUCUCGAUCUCAAUCAAGAUCAAGAUAUUCUUUGCCAAGACAUUCUCAUUCUCGUUCACGAUAUUCUUCUUUGCAAGAUUAUGAAGUAGCAGCAUACGUUGCUGAACGACCGAAACUUUUAAAAAUUGCAAAUCAAAUAGCUUAUUAUGAUGGUUUUAAACUGUCAGACAAUGAAAAAAAAACUAUGGUUCUUACUUAA